This is a messenger RNA of Juglans regia (Persian walnut), 2036 nucleotides long. Its product is annotated as putative ankyrin repeat protein RF_0381. Gene Ontology annotation, molecular function: protein binding. The record is from RefSeq and is a predicted model, not a curated record. The transcript is spliced from 13 exons. NCBI's taxonomy places the organism in Eukaryota, Viridiplantae, Streptophyta, Magnoliopsida, Fagales, Juglandaceae. The coding region runs from base 132 to 1544 and encodes 470 amino acids.
UCCUUGUUAAGCUGCUUCUCUUUGGCUGUAGCCUGUCUCAAAGAUAAAACCCAAAAACAACGCUCUUCCAUUUUAGGGUUUUAGCGAGUAACCUUGUCCUGCUUCUACUUCAGUUUUGUUGUGUAAUUCUUAUGGCCGCCGAUGCUUCUACUGCCCUUGCAGUGAGACAGAAAGUUCAACAAUUUCUGAAUGCAGCUUGUACUGGCAAUGUUGAUCUCUUGAAGAAGUUGGCGAGGCAGCUUGACGAGGGUAAGGGGUUGGCUGGAACGGUGGCUGAUAUUAAGGAUGCGAACAAACGAGAGGCACUUCACUUUGCGGCCAGGGAGGGGAAGACAGAAGUUUGCAAGUACUUGUUAGAGGAAUUGAAGCUCGAUGUUGAUACAAAAGAUGAAGAUGGUGAGACUCCUCUUAUUCAUGCUGUUCGGCAAGGGCAUACCAGUACAGCCAAAUACCUUCUCGAGUGUGGUGCCAAUCCUGCUAUACCUACUGACUUAGGGGCCACAGCCCUGCAUCAUUCUGCUGGAAUAGGAGAAAUUGAGCUGCUGAGGAUUUUACUUUCCAAGGGUGUUGAUGUUAACUCACAAAGUGAUUCUGGUACUCCUCUAAUUUGGGCUGCUGGUCAUGGACAAAAAGAUGCUGUCAAAGUUCUAUUGGAACACCAUGCUAAUCCUAAUAUUGAAACAGAUGAUGAUAUUACUCCACUGUUGUCAUCAGUGGCAGCUGGUUCACUGGCAUCUUUAGAGUUGUUGAUUCAGGCAGGCGCUAAAGUAAAUAUUAGCGCUGGUGGAGCAACCCCUUUGCAUAUUGCUGCUGAUAAUGGGAGCUUAGAAAUCAUAAACUGUCUGUUGAAAGCUGGAGCUGAUCCAAAUGUCACUGACGAGGAUGGUCUGAAGCCGAUCCAGGUUGCAGCUGCACAAGGCAAUCGAGGAGCCGUUGAGAUUCUUUUUCCUUUGACUUCAAAAGUUCAGACCAUUUCAAAUUGGACUGUUGAUGAAAUACUUGAGCAUAUGCAGUCUGAAACUAGCAAACAACAGGAAGAAACAAGGGAUCAAAGCAAUGUUAAUAUGCCGAAGGAAACCAAUCUACUAAAGCAAGGUCUCCCUGAGGUGGCACCAGAAGCAAAGAAGAAAGCUGCAGAAGCAAAAUGUAGAGCAGAUGAUGCUUUCAAAAGAAAAGAUUAUCAUACUGCUGUAGAUGCUUAUACACAAGCAGUUGAUUUAGACCCCACUGAUGCUACUUUGUUUUCCAAUCGGAGCCUUUGUUGGAUACGCAUGGGUCAAGCUGAGCAUGCCUUAGAUGAUGCAAAGGCCUGCCGAGCAUUAAGGCCAGAUUGGCCGAAAGCUUGCUACCGGGAAGGUGCAGCUUUACGCUUAUUGCAGAGGUUUGAUGAAGCAGCCAACUCUUUUUAUGAGGGAGUGCAGCUUGACCCCGAAAAUAAGGAACUUGUGCAUGCCUUCAGGGAAGCUGUUGAAGCUGGGAGGAAGUUUCAUGGUACCAAAUCACCAAUCAAGAAAGAGGAACUGGAGUUUUGUGUGGAUAAAUAGCUGUAAGGGUCAUACCGGACAUACAUGGAAACUGUAUCAAAAAAAAAACUGUUAUAGUUUAUCAAUGAGAAUUGUUCACUGUUUUGGUAGAGAAUCACAAUUAUUUCAGCCAGUUUAACAUCAAAAACCUUAUUGUAAGAUUUCUUAGACUGGUUAGAGUCCAACCGAAUCAAAAGGUUCCGAAUAAUCUAUUAAAAGGCUCAUGCAUUCAACAGCCUGCCAAGGGAAGAAGCCCGUUUAAGACAACCAGGGACAACUUACAGCAUUGGUACUACAGUCUACAAUUGAGGGAAAACCUUGGAAACCCAUGAUCCACAGUGCUCAUUGAAUUGAUUGGCGUUGGUCUGAAACCAGACAUAAGUACCCUCCUGUAUUUAGGUUUGUAAAAACUCUAUUUGCAUGCUUAUUUACUGACACACCAAAUGCACUAUUUAUGUGAAAGCCAAACACAUUAGUUAGUAUAAAAGAUACUUGUGUUGGGAAACUUUUUUA